GCCAAUGGGGUCGGGCUGUGCAGAGAGGUGCGGGGCAGUCGUGACAUCAGCACCAUUAUGGAGUAAUUUCAUUACGCCGUGAGCCAGAGCUGUAAUCAUUCAGAGCAGAGCUGUAUAAAGGGCGGGAUCGUCGUCCUGGGCGGAGCCAGACCGUACAGUCCACCGCUUUCUCUCGGAACUACACGCCACCUCUCCCGAGCAACCAGCAGAACCAGGCCCGUAGUAGAGUCUUUCCGAUCAGCGGCGGCGACUUGCUCUGGCACAGACGGUGAAACUUUCCCCCGCCGCCACGAAAGUCAGACUUCCAGGAGUGACGAAACAAGUGACGGGAGGAUUCGACCCCGCAGACAAGUUUCCCAGCCUGACUAGAGACAGGGGAGACCGGAAAUUUCGGUCGGGCCUACCUGCGACCCUCUCCCGAGGAACCAUGGAAGAGUUGACGGCGUUUGUGUCCAAAUCGUUCGACGGGAAGGACAAGUCGGAGGAGAUACGCGAAGAGCGGACGUACAAGGAAGUUCUAGGGGACUUGAAGGGGGACAUAGACCAGAGGCACGGGGACUCGGGAGCUGAGUCCGAUGUAGACGGGGACGAUCUCUGCCCCGUGGGGUCCCCGGGGCUUCCCGUGGGUCUGGGGGCAGGAGACAACAGUCCAGGCCCAGAAAACAAAGACCCGUCCAAACCCGGUGAGAAGAAAGACGACCUGGAGUCGCCCAGCUCGAAGGACGGGAAGCUGAAGCAGCGGCGCUCCAGAACCAACUUCACCCUGGAGCAGCUUCAGGAGCUGGAGCGCCUGUUCGACGAGACGCACUACCCAGACGCCUUCAUGAGGGAGGAGCUCUCACAACGACUCGGCCUGUCAGAGGCAAGAGUACAGGUCUGGUUUCAAAACCGGCGAGCGAAGUGUAGAAAACAAGAGAACCAGUUACAGAAAGGUGGAGACAUGUUGUGUUCAGCGUUGCGAGGCAAUCUGACCACGCGUGUUUCUGCCCCCUCAGGUAUGAUGAUGGGCUCCAACCUCGACACCUGCCGAGUCGCACCCUACAUGAACAUGGGCACAGUGCGCAUGCCCUUCGAGAGAGUCCAGGCACACCUCCAGUUCGAUGCUGCUGCGCAUGCGCCACACCCAAGCAUGAUGCUCUACGCGCCUGCGCCGUACGCGCUCCCCAUCACGUCCAUGGCUGGUUCCCUGGCCGCGGGGUCACUGGAGGUCACCAAGAAUAGCAAGAACAACAGCAUCGCGGACCUGAGGCUGAAGGCACGUAAACAUGCCGAGGCGCUCGGGUUGUAAACAAGGGCAAAGGUCAACCUGCACAUCAUACUUCAUCUCAGGAAAACUCACCGUUUUAGAACUUUGAAUGGAAGGUGUUACAUCUUUACUUGUUACUUGAUGCAAGUGAUAAAUACUAGCAAGUCCCGAGCAGUAAAUACAAAUGCUAAGACUUUUUGCUCGUAUGAGCGAGCUUUCCCAAAACUGUUUGUCACAUGAAAGCAGCAUUACACGCGUUUUUGGAAGAUCGCAAGCGCCAAAAAAAUAUAAUUGUGUUGCUUUUGGUAACACGUUUCUAUUUCGGUGCAAAAUCCAGAAGAUGAGUCUUUCUCUUCGUUCUGAGGUUGAACACCUACCAGUCUUUGGUAGGAAACAAAUGAAUUCCAUUCAAUGUGCGACGCAUUGUAAUGUGGCAAUAUUGAAAGUCUUGCACAGAGCUGCAUUCGAGUUGUUGCCACGUGAUGAUCACGUGAAGGACAACUGUACCACUUGAAGCUGGUUUCAUGGCUUGAGCAUGAUGGAGGCAUGAGAACUUGAUAGAUCACGUGAUAGAUCCGUACGUUCGCGUGAUCGAUCCGUGAUAUUUACAUGUACAUCUCCGUCGAAUGUCUACAUGUCAUUAUAGCAAAGCGACAAGAAAGAUGGCAUAUUUUGUAUGAGGUGCCCUCUUUGAGACUUGACAACGCGUUUCACUUCUCUCACCCAAGCCAUUUACACACACAAAGCGAUUGAUGCGACCAUAUCUGUCUUGCUGACAUAGAGUCAUCGUGUAAUAUUUUUAUUGUGGCCCAACCAUGCAACCUUGAGAACACAGUCCAUCGUGCAAAUAUAUAUUUCAUGGCUAGCCAUGGUCCAUGCUGUCCCUUUUAGCAAGAUGCGAUACGUUAAAGUAUUGUUCGCUACCUGUCUUUUACACUGGGUGCAUAUGAGCAAGAUCAGCCACGAUUGUAUUUUGCCAAUAACUUUGACCAAAGCUGUGGUAUUUUGCGAGUCAUUUUUAUGAAACAUUUGAAGCAGCGUAGUUGUAGAAACUUGCAUCUUUUAGUUUUACUCUGUCGAGUAGAGCGCCUUACGUUGACCAUUGCAGCCGCUUAAAAGCAAGACUUGAAGACAUGUACCAAUCAUAAUCAUGGAAUUUGAUGCUAUCACUCCAUCAGAUCAAUACAAUGCCACUCAACCUGAAUUCGGAGGACGAUUAACAAGAGAAAGCUUGACCAGAUACCCACCAGUAUUGUUGGACCCCUCACGGUGUAGCUCCCAUUCACACAUCGCAACACCACUACACAGGACCCGUAUACGACGUUUGUAUAUCCGUGCUUGGUGUAUAUGUUUGUACAUAAUGUGAUAUUUAUUGUCAGUAUGUGUGUGUAUAUGUUUGCAUGGUUCCCGGCAUAUGGGGCGCUGGAACUCCAUGUAAAUUGAUUAAAGGUGGGACUGUCGAGGCAGUCGAUUGGCUAAUGAUGAUUAAAUCUUUAAAACUGCAA
This is a messenger RNA of Branchiostoma belcheri (Belcher's lancelet), 2751 nucleotides long. Its product is annotated as short stature homeobox protein 2-like. The record is from RefSeq and is a predicted model, not a curated record. Gene Ontology annotation, biological process: regulation of transcription by RNA polymerase II. NCBI's taxonomy places the organism in Eukaryota, Metazoa, Chordata, Leptocardii, Amphioxiformes, Branchiostomatidae. Gene Ontology annotation, molecular function: DNA-binding transcription factor activity, RNA polymerase II-specific; sequence-specific double-stranded DNA binding. Gene Ontology annotation, cellular component: nucleus.